This is a messenger RNA of Myotis davidii, 9360 nucleotides long. RefSeq names its product testis expressed 15 (gene TEX15). Lineage: Eukaryota; Metazoa; Chordata; Mammalia; Chiroptera; Vespertilionidae. The record is from RefSeq and is a predicted model, not a curated record. Gene Ontology annotation, cellular component: nucleus. The transcript has 8 exons. Gene Ontology annotation, biological process: homologous chromosome pairing at meiosis; male meiotic nuclear division; synaptonemal complex assembly. The coding region runs from base 1 to 9360 and encodes 3119 amino acids.
AUGUUAAAGGCCACCAAAAAAAUGGAAAUGAACGAGAUUGCUAAACACAAGACACUGUGGAAAAUGAACUCAGCCAGUGAAUCUUUAUUGAUUACUGGUGUAGAAGACAAUCCUUUGAAGAAAUUUACCAUUCCCAAGAUUAGAAGGGCAGCUGGGAAAGUUUACUUGUCAUCUUGUUUCACCAAUACUAGAGAGUAUAGUUUCAUACAGGACACUCUUAACCAGUGCCGGCUUGAUAUAAGGUGUGAUCUACAGUCGUCAUGGCAAUUUGGGGAUACAAAACUGGUUCAUAAUAAAGAUCUGGAAAACAGUUUUACUUCUAAGAGGACAGAGAUGCGUGAGAAUGGAAGACAUGGCAGAGAACUAGAAGAACAGUUCUGCUUUUUAUCACUUCCUCAGAGGGAUGUGGCUGAGAUAUAUAAGAAUGGGAUAAGCACCAAAACAUCUACAUUGAAGAUAUUAGGAAAUCCUCUUCUUGGAGUUUAUAUGUUUAGACAUGUUGAUGUUGCCUUGAAUUAUGCUCAUAGCAGAAGCAUUAAGAUAGAAAGUAUUAUAAUUUUUAAGGUAUACUUCUAUGAAUACAGUGAAUUUUCAGAACCAGUAGAUAAACCUAGGCAGUGUCUUCCAUAUGCAAUAGUCACAGUAAAAUUUAUUGGUCAAAAAGUAGGUAAUGGACACCUUAUGACAUCUUUGAGAUUCCUUUCAACAGGAUUUCCUAAGAGAGCUGAAAGAGCAUGCUCUCUGAAUAACUGUACUGUGGCCAAAAGAAUUGGAAAAGGAAAAGAUGCUACUGUCAUCUAUGAGCAUUUCAGGAAACCUGUGGAUACAUUUGCGCAGGAAAACUGUUCGUGCAAUGCACUAAAUUCAGAGAUAAACUCUCCCAAUGCAAAUAAUUCUAGUUCCUAUGAAAAUGUACAAGAUGGAAACAUUUCUGUCCUUGAAACAUACAAUGGACAGAUGAAGCACAAUUUAGCAGAAUGUAAAGACACUUCUGAAGUACAUGCAUAUGAUUCAGGUCUUUCUAUUCCCAGUGAUACCAGAGAAAGUGUUAAUGGUGACCUCUUGUUAAAUUUGACACAUCUUAAAAAUAUUUUAAGUGGUCUUCCUGCUGCUUUUCCCCUUCAUAACAAUAUUGGCUCAAGCACAGUUAUUACUUCAAAAGUCAUCAAAGACCCAAGACUUACAAGGAGAGAAGAAAACAUGGAAAAACAUAAUAGUACAGGUUUAAAUGAGAUAUUGCCAUUUAAGAAGAGUUCAGAUUUAGUUAAUUCAGAAAUAAACCUAUCUGUACCAACUAAUUCUGCCUCCUCAUCUGAAGUCAUGCCUGGUGAUGAUGCUGUUCUUACUAAUUGUUUGGGUGCUCCUUGCUCCAAACUUUCUUUUGAUGAUUCACAAUCUCAGGCUCAUAACAUGGGCUCUAAGAACUGUGAUUAUACAAUUCCCAAUAAAAUUACCAUGGCAGGACAAUUUCAGGACCAAGACAAUUUUUCCUUCCCAAUGUGUUCGUCAAAUGUAGUUUCAGAAGUUGAGAACCAAAAACACACUGAGGAAAAAGCCCAGAGAUCCCAACAGAGAAGUAACAUCCCACUUUUAUUUGAACAAAAUAGUGAGGCACAUAACUCUCAUGAAUCAAUGAAUACUUGUAUGAAAGGGUAUAACAGAAACCUUUCUCAGGAAUCACAGUCUUCUAAUUUAAAAACUCUAUGUCAGACUGGUCACACAACGUCUGCAGAUUUUCCAUUCCAAAGGAAAGAAAGCAUACCUGAGUAUAUACAAAACACUGGAAAGGUGAGAAAUUUCACUGGCCAUGAAGACGAUUCCAAACAUACAGAAGAGCAAAAUUUGUGGAAAGAGAUUGAUAAUUAUUGUACUAAUAAAACAAAAACCAGUCCAGUAGAUAAUUGCAUUUUUUUGCACAAAGAAUGCAAAGAGGAUGAAAAUCUUGAUUCUUUCGGGAAAAAAUGUGAUCAAAUGUUAAUCACUCAAGAGUUAGAAACAUCAAAGUCUUCUAUACCCAGCACAAAUAAUAAGUAUGAGCUAGGCUAUCGAGCAUUGGAAGUACAAAAUGCUCUUACUCCAAGAAUGGAAAGCCUUUCACAAAAGCAUUCUCAACACUGUUUGGAGAAUGAAGAUAACAUUCAUACCGGUUUUGCCAUUUCUCAAAAACUAAUGGAACUGAAAUUGAAAAAGACAAAUCAAAACUGUAUUAGCAUUAUAACUGAUGCUUUCCAGGAAGCAAAAGACAUUCCUCAGGCCAAAGAACUGCCAAUAGAUACAGUUAUUUCAUCUCAUGACAUUAAAAUAGUUCAUGACAAUUCACAUUGCAGCGUAACUAGAGAACAUACAUAUGUCCAUAGGAAAAAUGAAAGUGAUCCAGUGUCAUUAGAAAACAUUCAAAGAAACUGUAAAGAAACUUCUCAAAUUGGCGAUAAAGGUCAAGAUUAUACUCUGUUCUGUAAUGCGCAGUUGAAUAAUGAUAUACACCUGAAUGUUGAUUUCAAAGAACAAAGAGAUCAUGAUAAAGAAAGCCAAACUGAGGCUAACGAGGAAGACGUUGCUUCAUCUACAGAAAACAGCACAGAAAAUGUAUGUGGAGAUGAGAAGCUGGAUUUUCAUACAAACAAAAAUUUUAUUAAUAUAGAUGAAAAGCAGAAGAAUAAAAAUUACAAUAAUGUAGAAAUUCUGAGUUCUGAAGAAUUUUCUACAUUGUAUUUGACUUGGGGGGGAAAAUAUGUAUCAACAGAAACUACAUUAUUGGAAACUGAAGAUACUAUCAAUGCCAUAAAACAAAAAGAUACGCAAAAUACCAUAAGGAGUGUGGAACGUUUCACUUCCAUAUACCCCCAAAUCUCAGAUUCUUCAAUGCAAGAAGCCUCAAAUGCUGAAAUACAGACAGAUAAUGCAAUGGUGCCCACAUUAGACACAAGUCAUGAAGACCACCAAAGACACAAGUCUAAAAAAAUUUGUUCUGAGAGUCCAGAUUUGGGAUUAUUAGUUAAGCCUAGGGUUUCUGGUUGUGAAAUGGGUCUGGAUAAAGACAAAUUAUACAACUCAUUUCAUCAAUCAAUAAGUGACAACUUAGUUCUUCAAAAUUUUGAAUUGGAAAGUGAAACUGAAGUAGAAUCAGAACAGUGUGAUGAUGCUUUUCCAUCUCAACAAGAUAUUCAUAGCCAUGGAAGUAUACUGUAUGAUGAAUUUGGGACCUUAUAUGAGACUCUCAAGUCUCGUAUCGAUUGGGAAGGGCUAUUAGGAAGCACUAAUGGGGAGAAUGAAGUUUUGAAAAGCACCACAAGCAGGGAGCAUAGUGACCAGGCUCACUCUGAUUCUUCCUCUACAGAAGAAAAUGAAGCAGAGCUCUUGUUCCCAAUUUUACUUCCAGAUCUACAAGUUACAUUUACUAAUACACUUAUGCCAAGAUUCAGGUCCACUGUUGAGUCCCUUGCAUUGAAAGAUACCUUUUGCAAAUAUAUAACUGAAGCCACAAAACCAGAAAUAUGUGAGGAAAAAGGGAAAGUUCCAGGAUUUGAAGUUUAUUCCCAGUGUUCUGGUGGAAAUUCAGAUUACCCAUGUGAAGAUAAAUUUGGUAAUAAAAGGCAAGAAUCGGGACAAGUGAGUAAAUCUGAAAUCUCACUUUCUUUUGACUUGAGUCAUAAUAAACUCAUGAAUCGUGCGUCAGAAAAACAAAACAGUGGACCUUUGCUUACUGAACUUUCAGAUGUCACAACAAUAAAUAAAGAAAGCAGAUGUUUACUUACAAAGUCAAAAACUGAUUGUAAUGAUACUAUAAGUAAAAAGGACACAGAGUCAAGAAUUAGCAAACGAAAGCCACAUAUACCUUUUAGGGACCAGAAUGUACAGUGUCAAGAAAUUUGUGAGAAGAAGAGGAAGCUAACUAAUCAAAACUCAUCUGAAUGUUUUUCUUCCUUAUCCAGAGGACGAAUCAAAACCUUUUCACAGUCAGAAAAACACAUUAGGAGUGUCCUGGAUAUUCUAAAUAGUGAAGUAUCUUUAUGCAAAAGCAAAUGCCUUUCAAAAAAACUUGACAGAGCUCUUCUUUACUUGAAAAAAGCUCAUAGAAGAGUUAACACGUCUUUGGAGCUUAUAGCUAAAGUGGGAGAAACUUCAAGAAAGGGCCCAUUACCCAAAUCAUACUCAAUAAUAUGCAAUAAUUUUUGGGAAAUUUGUGACCUUCAAGGUUAUAGUCCUUUUGCUGAAAGAAGAUAUUAUUCCACUAAGCAUUUUUUCUCAAAAAGGAAAUAUGAAAAGUCAGGAGAGAAAAGAGCUUUGGGGUUUGAAGUUGAUAAGUCAUUAACUCGUGUAUCAAAAUACCAGUCUUAUGGAACAAAUGGAGAGAGAAUCACAAAGUGUUUUUCUAAGAAAAAUGUGGCCAACCGUGUCUCCAGAAGCCACACCACUAUUCACGUGAGAGAAUUUUGUGACCAAGAAUAUCCUGAAUCACAGUUAACUCUCUGCUCCACAUCCCAAAAUACAAGUCAGUCAGCUUAUGACAAUACCUGUAUGAGAAAUCCAAGAUCAUCAGAACUUCAAUCCUUUUCUGGGAAAAUGGGGUGUCUGUUGUCCUCAGACUGCCCAGAUGAAAAACUCACUAAAAAAGAAAACCAGACUGGCAUAACAUCUUUAUCUAACAUUAAUAAAUAUGAAAAGCCUGAGAAGCAUUUAGCACAUAAUACUAAAGACGCAAUAGAAGGAAGUGCUGAGGCUAAUGAAAUGAUAAAUAAAACUAAUUCAGUAUCUUUAAGUUGCAUAAAAGAAAACAAUGUACGUUUUAGCUCAGACAAAAAUUAUGAUGCAACUUGUAUCGCUCACACAAAAGUGAAAACUGACAUAGUUAUUUCAGUCUUACAAUCAAAUGUGAAGCACUUUUUGAAUGUUGAUAACUACAAACCAGAUAACCUUAUUUUAUCUGGUUAUAAAAGAAACCUGGCAGUAAAUUUUCUAGAAAAACGGGCAUCUCCUACUGAAAGCUCCAAACCAGAUACUAUUACAGGAAAUGUCCUUAUGGAUCCAUUAAAUCAAAGUCUGACAAUAAGCAAAAAGUGUAACAGCAUUUCUCAAUUGUUAUCAAGUGUUCCAGUCGCACAUAAUGAGGAAUCUUCACAACCUUAUUUGGAUAAACAAAGGACUUUAGCUAUUGAUUCUUUUGCAAGAUCCACCAAUGUACCACACUGUCAGCAAGAAUGUGGUGGAAAGGAGCUUCUGAAGACAGAACAAUGCUUUCCAAGUAAUUGUAUCCCUAUAGAUGUGAAUGAAACCAACGUUACUGAGAAUUCUGAGUUGGAUCUCAUACCAGUAACUGAAGAAAGUAAAAGUUAUGGGGCAAAUAUAAUGAAAAAACCUUUUGCUAGUGAUAGUUCUCUGCUCUUAAAAGAUGAUAUAAAAGGUUCUUCCAAAAUAGGUAUUUCAAAGAAAGACAUUCCAGACAGAAAAAUGUGGAAAGCUAAAAAAACCAAAAAAGCACAAGAUUCAGUUCACGCAAAAAGUAUGAAUGAAGGAUCAACUGUUAGGAAUGAAUACAAGACUACGAUUUUAGAAGAAUCCCCCUAUUUAAGUGAGACAACAAUUAAAAAUAACUUGAUCGAUCUUCGUCUAAGCAUUAAAAAUACUAGUGAGGCAAUUUCUUUGAAUAACACAGUCUCUAAUCAGCUUAACAAAAGAGAAAAACAGGGGGUUAAAGUUAAUGACUCUCAGUUUGAUUCUACCCCACAACCAGACAUUUUAGGAAUGAAUCACAUGCCUGUUUUACAUGCUCACUCUGAAACCUCCAAAGUCACCACUCCUCGGAAGAAGCCUACAUCAUACAUAAAUAAAUUAGAAGAAAAACAUUGCUCAGCUAAUCAUUCAGAUCUCCCAGCUAGGCUAGCUCAAAUUUUAAGGAGGGCAGAUGAAGCUUCAUCUUUGCAGAGUCUACAGGAAGAAACUAAGAUUUGUCAAAGUAUUCUCCCCUUGUUUGUUGAAGCUUUUGAAAGAAAGCAAGAAUGUUCACUUGAGCAAAUCUUGAUUUCAAGAGAAUUGUUGGUAGAAAAAAACCUGUGGAAUAAUUGCAAACAGAAGUUAAAACCAUGUGCUGUUGACUCCUUGGUAGAACUCCAAAUGAUGAUGGAAACUAUUCAAUUCAUUGAAAACAAAAAAAGGCUCUUAAGAGGUGAACCGACAUUCCGAAGCUUGCUUUGGUAUGAUGAGACGUUGUACAGUGAGCUGCUUGGCAGGCCACGAGGAUUUCAACAACAAUCCAAUUUCUACCCUGCUUUUCAAGGAAGGCUAAAAUACAACGCGUACUGUGAGUUGCAGAACUAUCACGAUCAAUUAGCUAACUUAUUAGAAGACGCCAAAAAGGGAAAUUCAUACUACGCAUUCUUAAAAUGCAAACGACAGAUUAAUGAGUGUCAAGCAAUCUUGAGGCAUUGUUCUGAUUGCUUUGACUUUUCUCUUUCUGUUCCAUUUACCUGUGGAGUUAACUUCGGAGAUAGUUUAGGAGACCUUGAAACCUUAAGAAAAAGUACUUUAGAGCUGAUCAGUAUGUAUGGGGACUCCCCUAAAGUUGAUUCUCAUCUAGGAAAACGAGACCAUAUGUGGAUUAUCAUUGAAAUGAUCUCCUCAAAAGUUAAUUUUAUCAAGAGCAAUGAGGCAAUAGGUAUUAAUAUAUCUCUUUAUGGUCUGGAACAUAUCUUUUUCGAUGCUGCGAAAAGUCUUGUUUGGAAAGAGAAGAGACAAUCUAUCAGCAAAAAAUGCUCAGGACAGAAAAAUAAAGAAACACUACUCAAGAUGAAUCAAUCUUAUUUUUCUAAAUUGCAAAAGAUAUAUGAUACAUUGUCUAAAGAAUUAAGCAGUGAACAAGUUUCCAAUAUUGGGCUUGAGGAGAAUACUAUGGUGGCUUCCAGAAAGUCAGAUGACCUAAUAAACAAAGAAACAAUUAGCAGAGAAAACUGUAAAUUUAACAGUACUUUGCUUUCACAUCCAGAUAUCUGUUGUAUUAAUGAAGUAUUGGAUCAAGCUGAAUUUGCAGAUUUUAAAAAAUUACAGGAACUCACUUUGAGAUGUACCAAUCACUUAGAAACUUUAAAAAAGUAUUUUCAGAUGCUGCAAGACGAUAACAGAGAAAAUAUUUUUAUUACAGAAGAAAACGUUUUGGAUGUGGUCGAAAACCACAGCAAUGAGGCUAUAAUUUUAAAACCUGCAGCCACUGAAACCUAUAUUGAAAUAGCCAUGCUCUCAGAAACAGUUCACUUCCUUAAAAACUCAAUGGCAAAGAAACUAGAUAAACAACGGCUUCGAGGUAUGCUUUGGUUUGACUUGUCACUUCUUCCUGAUCUGGUUCACUGCCAAGAAAAAAUGGCUUCUUUUUCAUUUCUUAAAGAUAACUCAACAGAUUGCCUUUGGAAAGUGAUAGAGACUGCUAUUUCCGAACUUAAGGAAGAUCUGGAUAUUAUCAACAGACAUGAUGAAGCUGCUUUUAAUCACUCAUACGCUCUUCAUUUGUUCUCAAGAGAACUUCAAGAACUUUCACAAGUUAAAAAACUUCUACAGAAGUCUGAAUAUUCCGUUUCCACGUAUAUUGACUUUGUGCCAUGUGUAGCAUCCAUAAAUUAUGGAACCACUGUGACAGAGUUAGAAUACAACUACAGUCAGUUUUCUACGCUGCUCAAAAAUAUAUUGGCUGCCCCUCAGAAAGAUUUAGGGAAAAUGGCCCAUAUUGUGAAAGUCAUGAAAACUAUUGAACAUAUGAAGAUAAUGUGUGCUAAGAAUGCUGAAUUAACCAUUUCCUUUAUCCUGUGCCAAAUGCUGUAUAAUAGAGAGAAGACUUUUCAAUUGGAGAGAGGAGAAAAAAUGAAUGUUCAUGUAAAACCUAGGAAGGAUAUUGAUAAAUCCAGUACUUGUAAAAACGUACCCUCAAUUUCAGAGUGCCUAAUGAAAAAUGUUUCAAAUUCUUCUAAAAAACGACCUAUAACUGUAGACAAAUGUCUAUAUUGUCAGGAACAAGAGAACUAUACUACAGUUUCCAGUUAUAAAAAACAAAAGGUUAACGUGAAAGAUGUCACAAAAAUCAACAAAGAAAAGGCAACGUUCAAGCAUCCAAGGACCACAAGAUCUCAUCCCGAAAGUGCAAGUAAAAUAGGACCAAGUUCAUCUAACAACCAGAGAAGAAACCGUGGAUCUCCAAAAAAGGUUGAAAUGCAAAGAUCAUUUCCUGACUCACCUUUAUCUUUAAAGAACUUAAAAGACACUGGCAUGUUGAAGUCACAGGGAACAAUAGAAUUAACUAAUAUUUCAUCUGCUACUUCAGAAGAUUUCACUGGACAACAGGGAAAUGUAAAUAGCAUGAAGAAGAGAGAUGUGAAUUUUAGGGCUGCUGAAACAAAAAGUGAUAAGAAAGAAUGUUCAUUUGUAUUACAUGACCAAAAAAGUGUAGAUGGCACCUUUUCAAAAGACCAUGAAACACCUUCACAGAAAUUACUUAACAAUUCCCCAAAUCCCUCAGACAUAAAACCAGGGACUGAUGCUGCUCUUCUGCCUAAUGCAUCAGGACCCUCAAAGUUCUGUUUUGCGAGGGGUAUCCUUGCCAAUUUAGAAAUGAAUGACACUGUUUCUGAACUUCAAGAUAAUGAAAUAUUAAAUUCAUCUAUUACAAAUUCUACAGUCACUAAUUCUUCAGAACCUAUAUUUAUCCAGAACAAAAUACCUGUUCCACAAAUACAUAAAACACAACCUGCAAAAACUGAGUCAAAAGGAAAAUAUAUGAAAGAUACAUUGAAUCCCAGCACUGCACCUGUUGAAACACCUGAGAACAUAAGCCUUAAUGUCAAUCAAACAGCAGAAUACUCUUUUUCUGAACAACAGAAUAACGAAAGUUCCAAAGUCCAAACCCAGAAUGCUGCCAGAUACCAGAAUGAGCUUCCACAGUCUGCACGUACCCCAAUAUAUAAUUCUUCUGAACACUCAUUUGGAACUUUAAAUCCUUCCUAUGCUUGGUGUGUUUAUCAUUACAGCAGCAGCAAUGGCAGUUCCAUUACCCAGACAUACCAGGGCGUAACAUCAUUUGAAGUACAGCCACUUGCUCCUGAGAUGUUGACUGCAGUUUCAAAUACUGUCCAAAAUACACAUUCUAAUCUUUUGUAUUCUCAAUAUUUUGGCUGCUUUGCUGGGGGACCACAAGCUUGUAGCUUUGUGCCAGCAAAUAUGUAUUUCCCAUCUCAGAUGCCUAUUUCCUACACUGUUCAGCAGCCAGCUUUUCCACAGUUUGCUUCCUAUCAACCAUUACCACAAGCUGCAUACCCUUACCCUCCUAAUUCAGGUGUGCUUCCACAAGUUCCUUGGACUUAUGGUGAGUUUCACAAGUGUUAA